Molecule: messenger RNA, 2399 nt
Organism: Archocentrus centrarchus (flier cichlid)
Lineage: Eukaryota; Metazoa; Chordata; Actinopteri; Cichliformes; Cichlidae
Exons: 3
Coding region: 195-2003 (602 amino acids)
Source: RefSeq, a predicted model, not a curated record
AUGAAGUUUAAAAGUCGGUUUUAGAUUCUAAACCGUUGAACAGAACCCAGACCUCUCAGGAGCUGCAAGGACUUUUCGUGGCUGCAAGAACCAAAUACUUGGAAACAACCUGGAAAACGUCUGGAAAACUGACACUACAUUGCUGCAAAAGCUGAAAUAUUGUGGAAAACUUUUAUUCACACAACCAGAAUAAGAUGUCAGGAGAAAUGGGAGAAGAGGUUUGCAGGCAUUUAAAGUUGCCCCUGGUGACCCCCGAAUCCCUUGAGAAAGUCAUCGGCCCCUAUGUGCAAGAUAUUUCACACAAGGAGUGGAUGUCUCUGGAUGCCUGUGAUAAUGGAUCAGAAGUGGGCAUUCUGCUGUUCGACAUGUGUCGUGCAGUAAUAGGUGAAAUUAGCGCCUUGGUCCUGGAGGAUGUGGAGCCUCAGGUUCUUGCCUCGGACCACUAUCAUUUAUGUGGCGAUGAUGAAACUGUGCAGGGCGGGUGCAGUCACUGCAGAGUGACGGAGCAGGACAUUCAAGCCUGCUUUAGGAACAGCCUUCAUCGCUAUUUUAGUGAAGCCCUGAACAUAGCAGAGCAAAGCUCCCACAGCUUGGAUCACUUAGUGAGAUUGUUCUCAGCACCGAUUACUAAAAGUGUAAACUCAUCGCUGGCUCAGCUCACAUGGUCAGCUCUUUCCUCUGACAUUUAUUCCUCGCCAUCAGCAGAAUGCAUUUUACAAAUGGUCCAUAUCAUAGGGAAAAUGUUUAAAUCCAUGUUGGAUGGCCGUGAAAGAAUGGAGGACGGGUCAUGUGACAAGGUGGCAUGCCCGCGCUGUAACUGCGAGGAGUGCUGGUGUUCUGACCCCGAGGACGCUGAACACGUCGAGCAGGACAGCACAGAAAUGUUAGGAUUAAGUGACUGUUCAUCAGAGAGUUCAGACUGCAUGGAGGAUUUGGAUCCUGAACCAGCUCCACAGCAUUCUGAUCACUCAGAAUCACAUCACUUCACAAGUGCUUCAUCACAUCCUCCCUGUCCUGAGUACCUGAUCAACGGGACCUUUGUUACUGUGGUUCUUGCCAAGUUGGUUGACCACAUUGCUGCUAACACCAGAUCAUCCAUAUUAAACGUGGAUCUUGAUCAGUUAGUGUACGGUGUUACAAGGAGGACCGAGGGCAUGCUGAAAUUUGCUCUCCCACAAAGGGUUCAAAGCCUGCACAUCGCCAUCUACAAAAAACUGUGCCAGAUAUUUGGAUCAAAAUAUGUGCUGCAGGCUCUGAUGGAAGCAGGUGAUGAAGAAUUUGAGUUAGCGGUUUCUAAGACUUUGAUAUCAGUGCUCAAAAAGUCUAAGACCUCUAAGAAGACUUUCAAUCCCGAGACCCUUUCUCCAGUUCCUGAGAGUCAGACACCAGAACCUCAGAGUGGAGAAUGGAGUGGAAAAGCUUCUCCAGUGUGUGAGAUUCAAACUCCAGAGCCUGACGGUGAAGAAUGGAGUGGAAAAGCUUCUCCACUUCCUGAGAUUCAAACUCCAGAGCCUGACGGUGAAGACUGGAGUGGAAAAGCUUCUCCGGUUCCUGAGAUUGAAACUCCAGAACCUGACGGUGAAGACUGGAGUGGAAAAGCUUCUCCGGUUCCUGAGAGUGAAACUCCAGAACCUGACGGUGAAGACUGGAGUGGAAAAGCUUCUCCGGUUCCUGAGAUUCAAACUCCAGAGCCUGACGGUGAAGACUGGAGUGGAAAAGCUUCUCCGGUUCCUGAGGGUGAAACUCCAGAACCUGACGGUGAAGACUGGAGUGGAAAAGCUUCUCCGGUUCCUGAGAAUCAGACAUCGGAAGCUCAGAGAGAAGAAAAGAGAGAACAAACAUCGCCCUCACGUCCAAAAAGAUCACUGGGCAGAACUAUCAGGAAGAAGCUUUCACGCUUGACUUCUCGUGUUGUGAAUUUCUUUAAUGACGGCCUGGACAGUGAAAUUCACAGACUUGACUUUACAGUCACAUCUCCGGUUUGGACAAACCCUCUUCUUUAGUGUCCAAAACAGUUUUACACUUUCUGAGUGAGAGUACCAACUUUUCUCACCCCCCAACCAGUCGCGGCAGAUGACUGCCCCUCCCUGAGCCCGGUUCUGCCGGAGGUUUCUUCCUGUUUAAGGGAGUUUUUCCUUCCCACUGUCGCCAAGUGCUUGCUCACAGGGGGUCGUUUUGAUUGUUGGGGUUUUUUCUUAUAUUGUGGGGUCCUUUGCCUGACAAUAUAAAGGUUUAAUUUGAUGCACACAGUACCAGUGACUGGUACUGUGUGUAUAUAUAGCAUCACAUUGAACCAUAAGCACUGCUGUAUUUCUGUGGGGCUCACUGGAGGAAGGCUGGGGGGUAUUUUACUUCCUCAGCCUCUCUCUGGUGUUCAGUCUGCAUGUUCUCCCCAUGAU